GGUUACGUGCGAACGUUCCAUACAGUUGGGCAGGUUUUAUCAGGUGGUUAUAGAGCAAUUAAUUUACAGUGAUAAAGUUCGUAUUGGUAGAAGAUAUAGGCAUUAUUUGCCAUUUGUCAACUCUCGCCGGAAGCAAUGAAACGUGAACUGUUACUGCAGGUUGUAUUUCUCGCGUCACUGGCUGCUUGUAGCGCAGUCGACGAUGACCUACAACGCUCCUCCGGAGGACGUAUCGUCAACGGCACGGAUACGACCGUGGAAGAAAUACCCUUUCAAGGACAGCUGGUUUACUUCGAUAGCCACCGAUGCGGGGUUUCGAUAAUUUCGGAGUAUUGGGUGAUCACGGCAGCGCAUUGCACUUAUUCGAUUCCCGCCGAUUUCUACGAAUACCUUCAAAUACGAGUUGGAAGUUCCUCGAUAAACUCCGGCGGAAGACUUCAUUCGGUAUCGAGGGUCAUAUCUUACGAGAAUUUUACCGAGGCGGAUUACAAAAAUGACGUGUCCGUCAUCGAGGUCUAUUAUCCUAUCGAAUUCGGCGCUGCGGUACAACCGGUAGAAUUGGCGUAUUCUGAUUUUACUCUUCCCGAUGACACAAUGCUCGACGUUUCCGGAUGGGGGCGUCUCUACGACGGUGGAAGCCAACCUGAUCUACUUCAAGUAGUCUCGGUACCCUUGAUCAACCGCACUUACUGUGCCGCAGUUUUCGCCGGCGCUGCCGAAAUAACCGAUAAAAUGAUCUGUGCCGGUUACAAGGAAGGAGGACGGGACGCUUGUCAAGGAGAUUCCGGUGGGCCGUUAUUUUACGGCAAUAUUCUUGUGGGAAUUGUAUCGUGGGGUUCAGGAUGCGCGGAACCUAAUACGCCAGGAGUUUACGCCGAUGUAGCCCAUCUGAGGAGUUGGAUCACCGAAAAUACGGGGUUGGAUUUAACACGGCCGCAAAUCGUACUUAUCUUCUCGGUACAUCCGGCCGUGAUUGAAUUGAUCGAAAAAAUCGAUACAGUCUGCAGUUAUAAUUUAGCGAUGUUUCGCACAGCGUUAUCGAAGGGAAUUUUAAUUCCAUUUUUAAUUAUUGGGGUGCGUUGCGGCCCCGCAGGAAAAAUCGUCGGCGGUACGGCGACGACGAUUAAUAAUUACCCCUACCUGGUGUCAAUCAUUUACAACAAAGAACACGUUUGCGGAGGUUCGCUGAUAAGCAAUCAAUGGAUUUUGACAGCCGCUCACUGCAUCGACGGUCUGAAGACGAGCCUAUUCAAUGUGAGAGUCGGAAGCACCUAUAGAACCAAAGGCGGGACUCUCGUAACAGCGAUUUCUUCGAUCGUUACGCACGAAUUAUACGACGAUGAUAGCUACGACUAUGACGUUGGCUUGAUCAGGCUCGCUUCAGCCUUGACUUUGUCCAACGCGGUGAAGACCGUGAUUCUUCCAAGUUCAACUUACACCGUUGCGGACAGAACUUCGUGCGCCAUAGCUGGAUGGGGAAAAACUUCGUACGGUGGCGCGAUGUCGCAGUUCCUUCUUGCCCUGACCGUUCCGAUUGUCAGUCAAAAGGUCUGCUACGACACUUUCAUUCAUCGAAACACCGUCACCGCUCGAAUGAUCUGCGCAGGAUAUACGACCGGCGCCAAAGACACUUGUCAGGGUGACUCUGGUGGACCGCUCGUCUGCAACAAGGUACAAGUCGGAAUUGUCUCCUGGGGUGCGGGAUGCGCGGCCGUCGGUUAUCCGGGUGUUUACUCGCGAGUCUCGGCUCUCCGCGAUUGGAUAAAGAAGAAGACGAAUGUAUGAGUUUUGGAAGAAUUAUUUCAUCGCCGUUCGUACCGCUCGAUAUUUCCUAUUUCGCAUCGAGUGCUUUUUCAACGCAACGGAGUUUCAGGUGUGAAAUAACGUAGGAUACGUUUCAGCGGCACAGAGAAUAAAGUUUUGUCAGACGGAA
Molecule: messenger RNA, 1933 nt
Organism: Athalia rosae (coleseed sawfly)
Lineage: Eukaryota; Metazoa; Arthropoda; Insecta; Hymenoptera; Athaliidae
Product: transmembrane protease serine 9-like
Exons: 12
Coding region: 136-1785 (549 amino acids)
Biological process (GO): proteolysis
Molecular function (GO): serine-type endopeptidase activity
Source: RefSeq, a predicted model, not a curated record